Messenger RNA from Stegastes partitus (bicolor damselfish), 5119 nucleotides. It is a transcript of the gene tjp3, whose product is annotated as tight junction protein 3. Gene Ontology annotation, biological process: establishment of endothelial intestinal barrier; cell-cell adhesion; positive regulation of blood-brain barrier permeability. The transcript has 30 exons. Gene Ontology annotation, cellular component: bicellular tight junction; plasma membrane. Bases 108 to 4109 code for a protein of 1333 amino acids. Lineage: Eukaryota; Metazoa; Chordata; Actinopteri; Pomacentridae. The record is from RefSeq and is a predicted model, not a curated record. Gene Ontology annotation, molecular function: cell adhesion molecule binding.
UGAAGUCAGUGAAGCGAGAGGGAAACUUCUGAAGAGCGGAUUUUAAAAACUUUGACGAGUGAACCGAACCGUUGAGGCUGAACAGAGGAGCUUCACAGAAACCAGGCAUGGAGGAGUUAACAAUAUGGGAGCAACACACAAUAACACUAAACAAAGAUUCCAAAGUGGGGUUUGGUUUUGCCAUAUCUGGAGGCAAGGACAAGCCUCACCCAGACAACGGGGACACAGCGGUGGUGGUGUCAGAUGUGCUGCCAAACGGACCAGCAAUGGGACGGCUGUUCCACAAAGAUCAAAUUGUCAUGGUGAAUGGACAAUCCAUGGAGAAUGUGCACUCUAACUACACCAUUCAGACCCUCAAGUCAUGUGGCAAGACAGCUGACAUAACGGUGAAACGCCCUCGUAAGAUCCAGAUCCCAGCGGCGACCACCAGACCGACCCGAGCGGCCUCCCACUCCAACCUGCUGGAUCCGGACCCUCCCAGACGAACGCGAGCUGCUUCCCACUCCAACCUGCUGGAUGCGGACUAUUCCGGACGAUCGCGACGCUACUCCGACGGCAGCGACACCCGAGACAACCGCUACCGCGCUCGCAGCUCCUCGCCAAACCGCAACGGGCACACAAACACGCUGCCGUUGAUGUCGUCGGGGUACAAGAGGCUGCCACGCAACGACUUCCCUGACAAACCCAUCAAAACCACUUUGGUUAAAAAGAGAAUCACAGAUGAAUAUGGGCUGAAGCUGGGCAGUCAGAUCUUUAUCAAGCACAUGACAGAAACAGGUCUGGCGGCAAAAGAAGGCACACUACAGGAAGGAGACCUCAUCCUCAAGAUCAACGGCAUGACAACGGAGAAUCUGUCCCUGCUGGAGACGAAGCACCUGGUGGAGAAGAGCCGGGGCAAACUGACCAUGACGGUGCUCAGGGACGACCGCAGGUUCCUGGUCAGCAUCCCCGAGGUGGAGGACAGCGCCCCCAACAGCGAGGACGACCGCCGCAGAGACAGCAGCUCGGAGCUGGAGGACAUUUCAGACAUUGAUGAUGAUGUCCCGACUCACAGAGCAUCGCGUCACCCCACCAGAGAGAAACGGACACGCAGGACGAGAGCUGAACCUCCGCCACCCAAGUCCAGGGAUUCGUCACCUGUUCGCUCCACCUUGACUCGGCCUCCAGCGAGAACUUACGCUCCUCGAAGAGCUCCAUCUGAAUCAGAGUCCGACCACAGUGUUUCUCCUCCUCGUGUCAGGAAAGACACUUCGGACACGAGGGACCCGUCCAGCAAAUACAAACCUCUGUCCGGGAUGUCCACCCUCCCCAACCCUCGAUCUUCUCCUGUGGUCCCCAAGUGGACCACAUCUCGGCCCUCAUCCUCGGCCUCACGGCCCCGAAGGCCGGUGUCGGAGUCAGACUCGGACCGUAGUGCCUCCCCACCUCGACGCAGGGAGAGCCCCCGACCGGACAGCCGAUACAAAGUUCUUCCUGAUCUUCCUGUCGCAGGCUUGAGAUCCUCCCCAAUCCCGGUUCGCCAAGAGCCACCGAGGAGGGUCAACUCACCUGUCAGAGUCCCACCUCCAGAUUCUGAUUCCGAGUCGGACAGCAUGUCGGGGCCUCCUCAGAGGCACAGCACCUCGUACAAUCAGGACUCUCUCAGCAGAUACAGAGUCCUGCCAGCUGUUUCCCUGCAGUCGCCGGUAGAGCCGCCGCGAUGGAGCGAAACCAGCAAUCCGCCACCGAGAGCAGCUCAGUCAGACUCUGACUCAGAGGCCAGUUAUGCAUCUGUCCCUCGAAAGCAGUCAACAGACAGCGGAAACUCCAUCCCAGCCAACAACAGAUACAGAGUCCUUCCUGAGAAAUCCCCCUCAGUCCAUGUAAAGCAGGAACCUCCUCGUCGUGCUCCGUCCCCCGUCAGACCACCUCCUGAUGAUUCUUCAGAGUCGGAUCAUCUUUCACAUCUCAGGAGGUCUGGGAGCUCAGAGCGGGAAGACAACCGCCGCAGUGUUCCUCGUGCUCCUAAUGGAACCGGCACCCUCAGGUCUGGGAUUUCAGUAAAGAGCAACCCACCAGUUUACACUUCAGCUGGGAGUCUCAGCAUUCCCGCAUCUCUUCCAUCCAAGCCUACAGAGGAGCCCAUCUACUCUCUACCUCCAGACUCCUAUCCAUCCUCUAAUCCGGGGUACAGCUCGGAUGUUCACACUGUGUCGUUUGUGAAGGAGCGCAGCGUCGGUCUGAGGCUCGUGGGAGGAAACGAUGUCGGGAUCUUUGUAGGCGGAGUUCAGCCGAACAGUCCGGCGUACGACCAGGGGAUGAAGGAGGGAGACCAGAUCAUGCAGGUAAAUAGAACUGAUUUCGGCCAUUUCACGCGAGAAGAAGCCGCCAACUUUCUCCUCAACGUCAAGACAGGAGAACCGGUAGAAAUCUGCACACAGAACAAGAUGGACCUUUAUAAGAAAAUCAUCAAGUCCAACCUGGGAGACAACUUCUACAUCCGAACCCACUUUGAUCACGAGCCCGACGGCCCCAUCGGUCUGGGCUUCACCAGAGGAGAAGUGUUCAGGGUGGUGGACACGAUGCACCGCGGGAAGAUCGGCAAAUGGCUGGCCAUCCGCAUGGGCAACGACCUGCACGAGAUGGACAAAGGCACAAUCCCCAACCAGGACAGGGCCGAGAAGAUGGCGAUCAUGGAGCGGUCUCAGCGGGGGACUGCAGAGAAGCAGGUGUCGGGACCGAGAGCCGAGUUCUGGAAACUACGAGGGCUCAGAGGGAAUAAGAAGAGCGAGAAGAACGUGCGACGGUCCCGUGACGAUCUGCUGCAGCUCACCAUUCAGGGCAAAUUCCCGGCUUACGAGAGAGUCCUGCUUAGAGAAGCUAAUUUCAAACGACCCAUUGUCAUCCUGGGUCCUCUUAAUGACAUCGCCAUGGAGAAGUUGGCCAGAGAGAUGCCUGAUAAAUACGAGGUGGCAGAGAUGGUUCCUCGUAGUGGAGGAGGAGGAGACAGCGCCUCCACUGUUAUUAAACUGGACACUGUGAGGAAAAUAGCAGAGAAGGACAAGCACCCUCUGCUGGACAUCACUCCCACUGCAGUGGAGCGGCUGAACUACAUCCAAUACCACCCCAUGGUGCUGUUCUUAGACCCUCACAGCCGCAAGGACGUCAAAGCCAUGAGGCAGCGGUACAGCCCCAACUCCAACAAGAGCUCCAGACGCCUUUACACACAGGCCCUGAAGAUGAGGAAGCACUGCAGCCACCUGUUUGCAGCACGCGUCGACCUGCAGCCCAGCUCCAACGUCUGGUACGACACUCUAAAGGACAAGAUCCGCCACCAGCAGUCCAAACCUGUCUGGGUGUCUGAAGUCACGCUGGAGAGCGGUGGAGAACAGGACUUAGAUGCUCUGGACCAAACCCAGUCCGACUACCUCAGCGCUGCGAGUGACUUGGAGGACACCGACGGCGAGGCCUUCACGGACGGAGAGGUCUACACCGACAACGAGGACCUGGAAGAGGCUUACCCCGGCCAGGACGCAGCCAGGCUCCCACGAAGCUCCAGGGCGGCCGGAGCUGCUUUGGCCCGAUCGUCCGAACCGGCCUACGAGCGCGAGAGCCCCACGAUGGAGGCCGAGAUUCGAUCGGACACGCACUCGCUCAGGGAAAUCCCGCCGCUGAUGCACGUCCCUGAGCCCCGGUCACUCCGCCGGGACCAGUACAGCCCGCCUCGCAGCCCCGCAGAGGAGGAAGACCCCUCUCACCGAAGUUUCACAGACUCAGAUUUCAGCGCUCUGGACGUAGUCGCUCCCACCACUCCGUCAGACGGGCCGCCAGACUUUGUAGCUCCUGACCCGUCCACUCGAUACUCCCUGGUCGAACCUUCGUACGCUGACGUGCAGCCGGAGAGCUCAGAGCCUGCCAGCCUGUCCACCAUCGAGGACAAACUACAGCAGGCUCGUUCAGCAGAACCACAAGCUGAGCCAAAGAAAGCCCCUCAGUUCAUCGUCUUAGCGCAUCACCACCAAGCAGUCCAGUUCAGACGCACACAGAUCCGAGGCAGCGACAGCUCUGAGGACGACGACGACGACGAUGAGACGGAGGACAUCGAAUGGGGUCCUGCGACCGAACUGUAGACGCACAGAGGAGUGAAGCUGCUGCCUUCUGAUCCAACAAGGACCUGGAAGCAAUUUCACUCCCACAACAAACUCUCAAUUCUUGGAUUGUUUUGUAUGUUUUUUUAAAACAAAUGUAUGCACAGAGGGCCUUGUUCAGGUGUGAGAUAGAGGAGGCUAUUCAAGACCUCCUUUAGCGACAACUUCAAGUUUUAACAUCACGAAAAAAAGGUUCACGAAUGAAUGUUCACAUCAAAGUGCCUGAUUUCUUUUCAGAUUUUUAAUUUAAAAUACUCACGUGAAGCAGAUCACUUUGCCCUUUGUUAUUGCUGCUGUAUUAUACACCAAUCAGCCACAAUGUUAAACUCACUGACAGGUGAGCUGUACGACAUUUUUAAUUUUUUUACAGUUCAGUGUUCUGCUGGGAAACCUUGUGUCCCGGCGCUCAUGUUGAUGCAACACACACUCCCAGACAGCAGCAGCCUCCACCAGCAGGACAGCUCACCUCGCAACACCCCAAAAAGCGCCCAGGAAAGGCUGAGAAACAUGGCAAAGACCUGCCCCAGAUGUGACCGAGCAUCUGUAUCGUGCACUGGAACAAACACGAUCCACAGAGGAAGGAUCUGGUGUCCCAGCAGGUCCGAGAGGUUUGGCUGCACGAGGAGGAUCUACAGAACAUUUGGUUUUAAUGUUGUGGCUGAGCAGUGUACAAAUUCUUACAAGUUUUAUUAACAAAUCAUGUUUGAGUCUGUUUUUAUGGAAAUAUUUGGAUGUCUCUUUAACUUUUUCUACAUUAAAAUGUUUUUUUCUGAUUUUACAAUGUGUUUGUUUAAAGUGUCUCCUAUGUCUGUUUUUUUGUUGUUGUUUUUCUUGCAGAGUUCAAAUAACCUUAAUCAGUGCUAAUAUUAAUAUGAAUGUGAUGUGGAAAUUGUAUUCUUUGCUACGGGGAGUUGCUUUAUGGUAAAAGCUAAAAAUCUAAUUUGGUGUUAAAAAAACUAAAAAUGCAAUUAAAACCAACAUGUACAAAGCUU